AUGACACCACUCAUCAUGUCUAGCAUGUUGUUCCGAUUCGGUGUCAUUCUCACUGCGGACUCGCCGAACAUCCAGCUCUUCAUUUUGGGCUCGCGCGAUGAAAUGGGACACUGGGAUCCGAACAAAGCGGUACCAAUGAGAGCGUGUCGGACCUCGGUUUCGACCCAGGAGCCGUGUCUGUGGCUCGGCGACGUGCGGCUGCGGGAGCCCUUUAAAGACACGCUGUGGUUCAAAUUCAUCCGGAGAACGGACGGCGAUUAUAUUUGGGAAGGCAAUGGCCCUCACCAUGACAGAACAUGCUGCUAUGAUGAGCAGAACGUUGUAGACGGUGUUUACUGCCACCCUAUCUGCCAUUGGAUCGAGGAGACGGGCCACACGGAUGAGAUGAAACAUACCACCAACUUCUACUUCAGUGUGGCUGGUCAGAAUGCAAUGCACUUCUCCAGGGUGCUCCCAAGGCUUUGGCUGGGCAGCUGUCCUAGACUGCUAGAACAUGUGACUAUCAAGAUGAAGCACGACCUUGGAAUCAGUGCAGUAAUGAACUUCCAGACAGUGGGGGAUGUAAUGAACAACUCCCACGGCUGCAGGGAGAACUUUGACGAAGCGAUGACGCCAGACACCAUGAUGCAUUUGUACAACCGCUGUGGCCUCGUGUACGUUUGGAUCCCAACGCCUGACAUGAGCACUGAGGGUCGCAUUAGGAUGCUACCACAGGCUGUAUUCCUGCUUCACGGUCUCCUAGAGAAUGGUCACUCCGUGUACGUCCACUGUAACGCCGGCGUGGGCCGCUCGACGGCUGCCGUGUGCGGCCUGCUCAUGUACGUGUUGGGCUGGAGCCUCAGGAAAGUGCAGUAUGUUGUGACCGCCACUAGGCCUGCUGUUUACAUCGACGAGGAAGCUUUGGUGCGAGCUCAUGAAGACUUUAUUCUCAAGUUUGGCCGGCUGCGACCAUCCAUUUCUUACGCAGAAUCAUGA
Molecule: messenger RNA, 975 nt
Organism: Nerophis lumbriciformis (worm pipefish)
Lineage: Eukaryota; Metazoa; Chordata; Actinopteri; Syngnathiformes; Syngnathidae
Source: RefSeq, a predicted model, not a curated record